Molecule: messenger RNA, 4966 nt
Organism: Impatiens glandulifera
Lineage: Eukaryota; Viridiplantae; Streptophyta; Magnoliopsida; Ericales; Balsaminaceae
Product: zinc finger CCCH domain-containing protein 44-like
Exons: 10
Coding region: 298-4740 (1480 amino acids)
Molecular function (GO): DNA binding; metal ion binding; protein binding
Source: RefSeq, a predicted model, not a curated record
UACGUCUUAAUAAUCCAUCUCUAAUGGCGGGCUGACUCGCGUUGAUGAAGGCCAAUCACGUGUAGCUACUUGCUAGAACAGGGUGACCGGUGAGAGAGAUAUAUAUUCCAACGAGCCGCGGUGCUGCACCAUUUUCUUCGACUCCUUUCGCCGAAAGCUCACCACCGGCAACUUGGUUGAACUUAAAAUCGACAGUCGGUAGGUCGGUAUUUGUUAAGCUCAUGAUUAGCGCCAGGAGUUGCUCUGUAAUUCAUAAAUCUAGGGUUUUAGGCGGUGGGAUUGAGGUUAAGCUUCCAAAUGGAGGCUAGAGAAUCAUCUUCUUCUGGUGCAUUCAUGCCUUCAUUAGAAGUUGUGGACAGCCUGAAACAUCCAAGUACCGAAGGGCGGGAACAGACUCAGAAAGUUGAAAAUGCGCCGCUUAAUGGAGUUCUAGUAGAGGCCGCAACGGCCUUAGAAGAUGAUAAAGUUUCUAGGGACGCCGAGGAGAGAUCUAGUCCGGCUCCUGUGAGUGUAGAGGUCAAAACUUUUGAGAAUAGUACCGGGAAGCGGAAACGUGGUCGGCCUCCAAAGGGUCUACCAAAACUUCCGCCGCCGGUGAAGAAGAAAAAAGAUGAAGAGGACGUGUGUUUUAUAUGCUACGAUGGAGGGAGCCUUGUGCUAUGUGAUCGCAGAGGCUGUCCAAAGGCAUAUCAUCCAGCUUGUGUUCAGCGGGAUGAUGCAUUCUUUCAAUUAAAUGCUAGAUGGGAUUGUGGUUGGCACCUUUGUAGCACCUGUCAAAAGUCUGCCCAUUAUAUGUGCUACACUUGCACAUAUUCACUGUGCAAGGCAUGUACUUGGGGUGCUGAUUAUGUGUAUGUACGAGAGAACAAAGGCUUUUGCUCAAUGUGCAUGAGAACUAUUAUGCUCAUUGAAAACAAGGACAGGAGAGAAAAAGAAACGGUGGUUGUAGAUUUUGAUGAUAAGAGCAGCUGGGAAUAUUUAUUCAAAAUGUACUGGUUUUACUUGAAGGAGAAGUUAUCUCUAACUUUGGAUGAACUGAUGAAAGCUAAAAGUCGUUGUAAAGCAGAUGGUGACACUGUUUAUAAAGGGAAAUAUAUGGAUGAUGUUAGUUGUAAAAAUGGCCUCAAACAUCCUAUUUUGGGAAUCCCUCCUGAGAGCAAGGAGAUGGAAAUAUUCAACGGUAGUAAGUUGAGUAAUCGACAUACAACGUUACUUAGUGACAAUGUUUCUCCUACCAAAAAUAAGCUAAGUAGUGAUGAAGGUGCACCUGUUGCUGCAUCUGCAAAAUGGGCAUCUAAGGAACUCUUAGCGUUUGUUGCUUAUGUUAAGAAUGGUGAUAUGUCUAAGCUGUCUAUACAAGAAGCACAAGCGCUCUUGUUGGACUAUGUCAAAGGGAAUAACCUCCAAGAUCCCAGCCAAAAAAGCCAGAUCAUUUGUGAUGCUAGACUUGUCAAACUCUUUGGGAAACCACGCGUGGGUCAUAUUGAAAUGCUAAAACUCCUUCAGUUCCACUACCCUAUAAAGGAUGAAUCCCCUGAAGAUGUUAGUAAGCGUAAUAUCUAUCCUGCUGUUGCAAGUCAAGCAGAUGGUAAGGCUCACAAUUGUAAUGUUCUGGUAAUGGCUAAAGAGAAGAAAAGUAGAACCCUUGAAAUGGCACCGGACGAAAGAUCUCUCGCAUACCUAAAUGAGUAUGCUGCAAUUGAUGUUCAUAACAUUAAUUUGAUUUACUUGCGCCGCUGUUCGCUGGAAAAUCUAAUUGAUAAGAGUGGUAAGCUACAUGAUAACAUUUUGGACUCCUUUGUGCGAAUAAGUGUCUCUGGUGAUGAUCAUGAGCCAGAUAUUUGUCGACUUGUCCAAGUUGUAGGUACUUGCAAGGUGGGUACACCUUAUAAAAUUGGUGAGAACACAGUGGAUGUUGCACUAGAGAUAUUAAAUCUGGAUAAGAAGGAGGUUAUUUCAAUCAGUGCUAUCUCAAAUCAGGAGUUCUCUGAGAAUGAAUGCAGACGUUUACGCGAAAGCAUAAAAUGCGGGCUUGUCAAACACUUGACUGUAGGCCAAAUACUGGAGAAAUCAAAGUCACUCCGGGAAAUUAUAGUGAAUGAUUGGCUGGAAAGAGAAGUACUACGGCUCAAUCAGCUGCGGGACGAAGCAAAUGAGAAAGGGCAAGAAAAAGAGCUUAGAGAAUUUGUGGAGAAAAUAGAGAUCAUGAAGACACCUGAAGAAAGGCAGCGAAGGCUGUCAGAUGUUCCCGAAGUACAUGUUGACCCAACUAUGAAAGCGAAAAAUCGAUCAGUUGAAGCCAUUGGAUUAUUUGAUGACAAAAAUCAAGCUGUGUAUGGGAAAACUAAAGUUUCUGGAUUAAAAAGAAAUGAAAGGGAAGCAAUUUCAUCAAAGGGAAACAACAUGUCAUACGAGACUCGCAGCAAGAAAUUGAAGGGUGUGCCUAAUAACAUUGACAUAAAGGAAAACAAGCUUACCACAUCUGAUUCAACCAAAGCCUCAAAUGGGGACAAAAGAGUUGAAACUGUGGUUGGUGAUUCAAAUAGUUUAGCUACUUCUCUGUUUCAACCAAAGCCUCAAAUAGAAGUAACUGCAUCAUCUGCCGUUGUUACGUCUAUGCCUUUUUCUGGUAUUGCUCCAAAAGCUUCAGUUACUUCUCUUUCUACUGGAAUUGGAUCGUCCACUGUGGUUACUUCUAUGCCUUUUUCUGGCACUGCUCCAAAAACUUCAGUUACUUCUCUUUCUACUGGAACUGCAUUGUCCGCAGCAGUUACUUCUAUGCCUUUUUCUGGGAUUGCUCCAGAAGCUUCAGUUACUUCUGUUUCGACUGGAACUGCAUCGUCCUUGCAUAAUAAUGAAAACGAGAAUUCUUGGCAUUACAGAGACCCAGAUGGGAAUAUUCAGGGGCCAUUCUGCCUUUUAAUGCUGCGUAAAUGGAGCAUAUCUGGAUACUUCCCAUCUGAUCUUAGAAUAUGGAGUAUGCAUGAUAUGGAAGGGAACUCCUUACUUCUUAUUGACGUACUGAAAGGCCAGCAGCCCAACAACAAACAAACAUCACUUCAACACAAUCUCAAUCUCCCAGUUCAAAAAGUUCAAGUUGUCAAAGAGAAUGCGCCCAGUUAUUGGAAUGGUGGAUCAAAUAGCAACUUGCCUUUAGCUAGUCUAGAUGAUAAACAAAGUGUCAGUUGCCAGGAUAAAUUAGUGCAGGGUGCUGGGUCAGGAUUGACACCUGCUUUUAAUUGCAUCGAUAUAAACAAGACUGGCUCUCCUUGCCUUGAAUCAGUUAAAGUUAAUGACCUCUGUUCUAAGCAAACGGAGACUUCUCUACCACAGGAAUGCAGCAAUGAUGGAAACCAGAUGGCUCGUGAAACAAACCAGGGAAAUCAAUCUAAUGAUCAAGGCUACUCAAGUUAUUCCAGCUGGAGGUCUCCGCCUUUUGUGGUUCCUCCUCAUAAGUUGGACCUUAACACUUCUUUCAGCUUUGAAGCCAAGUCAAAUCUGGCACAAUCAGAGAUAAAGUCUGGAAAUGAUAUCUAUUCAGAUGCAAGCACCAAAGACCGGCAAUCAUCGGAGUCAUUUACUGUUCAUAUUCAAGGGUCUCAACUCCAAAAUGCACCAAACCCCACGUUAAACCUUGAUUAUAUUGACAAGAAAUCCAUUCCGAAAACACAAGGUAUAGCAUGCUGUAAAGAAAAACAGAGUGACCAGGAAAAGAAAUUCCAAGCCUCGGACAAGAAGCAAUCUUUAUCUCUGUCGUCAAAUUUCAUUAAUAGGGAUGAUUCUGUUCCUAGUUGGAGUAGUUCUUCCGGUUUGUUUCUUGGUGGGUCAGUACCACCACGGUCCAAUGAAUGGAUGGGACACUCCCCUGCUGCUACUGCUGCUUCAAAGGCGUCGGUUGAAGAAUUGGGUCUGGGUCUCAUAUCUGUCCCUCAAAUGAAGCCGCCAGAACCGACACACAGUUACGGAGCUAACAAUAUUACAAUCUCCCAAACUCAUCCGGCGUCAGGCUGGCUAGCUAUGGUGAGCGAGCCUAUCGAGCUUAGCACUUUGGCAGAAGAAGAAUCAGUGUCGGACCUGCUGGCGGAGGUUGACGCAAUGGAGUUCCAGGGGGGCGGGGGGUUGCCUUCCCCUACUUCAGCCAUGAAUUAUGUUGAUUACUUGUUUGAAGAUACUGUAAACGACUGUUUUCACCCUACUGGGACGUUGAACCGCACACUUGACACCACCAAAAACAGUGAUGUACAACCCAUUAUGAUAAAUGAAUCAAUUGGAACACUUCAUUCUGAAAAGAGGAGGUCCCAGGGUCAGUCGUCCUCCCAUAACUGGCAAAGAGAUUCUUCUGCCUCAAAUAACCGCAUCCCCGAAUCAUCGUCAUCAACAACUUCCUCCACAACAAGCCAUGACAUGGUUGUUGACAGAGACGGGAUGAGGAGACCAUGGUCAACUAGUCUAGGAUGGGAAGGAGCAGCAGCAACCCAUGAGAAUGGAAACAUGCAUAGGUCCUCCGUUGGAUCAGGUGGGUAUUCGGAUUCCAGUGGCAGAUACAGUACUGGAGAAGAGAGAUUGAAUGAUCAUAGGGAGUUGUGGAGCAGACAUUCAACGGUUGGGGGAGGAAGCAGUAGUAGUGAUUACUUCAGAACUCCGGCUCAUCCUCAGAAAGGGCCAGGGCAGAGAGUAUGUAAACUUUAUGAGAGUGGGCGAUGCAAGAAGGGGGCAUAUUGUGAACACCUACAUCGUUGAGGGUUGGUUGGUUGGUUAGCUUUUUAACCUCGUAUAUUACCUGACAUUGGUUUUGUUAGCUGCUGGCUGGCGUAGAAUCAAAAAAUUCUUUUUUGGGAAGAAGCUUUUUAUUGUAAGAUUAUGUUUCCACGGUAUUGUUCAUGUAAUGUUUUGUGAAGAAACAGAAAGUACAAAGGAAAAAGGUAUUUAGUAUAUUAGAGCAUAAUAUAUAUAAGUCACUCUGUCU